This is a messenger RNA of Spinacia oleracea (spinach), 2097 nucleotides long. RefSeq names its product peptidyl-prolyl cis-trans isomerase FKBP62. Bases 218 to 1867 code for a protein of 549 amino acids. The transcript has 12 exons. Gene Ontology annotation, molecular function: peptidyl-prolyl cis-trans isomerase activity; protein binding. The record is from RefSeq and is a predicted model, not a curated record. NCBI's taxonomy places the organism in Eukaryota, Viridiplantae, Streptophyta, Magnoliopsida, Caryophyllales, Amaranthaceae.
UUUCCAUUUCUAUUUUUUUUUCUAUUUUUUUGCCUUAAGCUCUGAUUGGAAUUUGGAAGUGUCUAGAACCCCAAAGCACAACACCCCUCUCUCUCUAUAAACCCUUUCUCCGUCUUCUCACCCAUUUUCAUCUGAAAUUCCUAGAUUUGUCUCUCUAGAUUAUUCAGCUGCUAUCAAUCAACCUCGCACUUCAGUCCAUUUCUCUCUCAUCUAGAAAAUGGAAGAUUUUGAAAUGCCGGCGGCGGAGGAAAUGAUGAACGACGAAGCAAUGGACUUCGGCGACGAAGCUCCACCGAUGAAAGUCGGCGAAGAACAGGAGAUCGGUAAAGAUGGCUUGAAGAAGAAGCUUCUCAAGGAAGGUGAUGGCUGGGAUACUCCUGACAAUGGCGACGAAGUUGAAGUGCAUUACACUGGAACAUUGUUGGAUGGAACGAAGUUCGAUUCGAGCCGCGAUAGAGGCACUCCUUUCAAGUUCACUCUUGGCCAAGGUCAAGUCAUUAAGGGGUGGGAUGUUGGUAUUAAAACGAUGAAAAAGGGUGAAAAUGCUGUUUUGACUAUUCCUCCCGAGAUGGCCUAUGGAGAAAGUGGUUCACCUCCUACCAUCCCGCCGAAUGCUACUCUGCAAUUUGAUGUCGAGCUUCUAUCUUGGCUUAGUGUGAAGGAUAUUUGCAAGGAUGGUGGAAUCUUUAAGAAAAUUCUCACUGAAGGAGAGAAGUGGGAAAAUCCAAAGGAUGCUGAUGAGGUGAUUGUGAGUUACGAAGCUCGCCUUGAAGAUGGAACAUUGGUUGGGAAGUCUGACGGCGUGGAGUUCACUGUUAGUGAAGGUCAUUUCUGUCCUGCACUGUCAAAGGCUGUGAAGACUAUGAAGAAGGGGGAGAAGGUGCUUCUAACUGUUAUGCCGCAAUAUGGGUUUGGAGAGCAAGGCAAGCCGGCUUCUGGCAAUGAAGGUGCUGUUCCUCCAAAUGCCACACUUCAAAUCACCCUAAUGCUGGUAUCGUGGAAGACUGUGUCUAAUGUCACUGAUGACAAGAAGGUUGUCAAAAAGAUACUGAAGGAAGGAGAAGGAUAUGACCGCCCUAACGAGGGAGCUGUUGUAAAAUUGAAAUUAAUUGGAAAGCUUGAAGAUGGCACUGUAUUUUUAAAGAAGGGUCAUGAAGAUGGAGAAGAGCCUGUUGAAUUUAUGACAGAUGAAGAACAAGUUAUCGACGGGCUUGAUAGAGCUGUUUUGACAUUGAAGAAAGGAGAGGUGGCCCUGUUGACUAUUGCUCCAGAAUAUGCCUUUGGUUCAGUGGAAUCCAAGCAGGACUUGGCUGUGGUUCCUCCCAACUCUACAGUGUAUUAUGAAGUAGAAUUGGUUUCAUUCGUGAAGGAGAAGGAAUCCUGGGACAUGAACACCGAAGAGAAAAUUGAAGCAGCAGGCAAGAAGAAGGAAGAAGGAAAUGCAUUGUUUAAAGCUGGAAAAUAUGUCAGAGCAUCAAAGAGAUAUGAGAAGGCUGUCAAAUAUGUAGAGUAUGACACAUCAUUCAGUGACGAGGAGAAGAAGCAGACAAAGGUCUUGAAGAUAUCUUGCAAUUUGAACAAUGCAGCCUGUAAGCUGAAGUUGAAAGAAUAUAAACCGGCAGAGAAACUUUGCACCAAGGUGUUGGAAAUGGACAGCAUGAAUGUUAAAGCACUCUACAGAAGGGCACAGGCAUAUAUGAACUUGGCAGAUCUUGAGUUGGCAGAGUUUGACAUUAAGAAGGCUCUGGAAAUUGACCCUGAAAACAGAGAUGUUAAACUGGAACAGAAGAAGUUGAAGGAGAAAAUGAAAGAAUAUAACAAGAAGGACGCCCAACUUUAUGGCAAAAUGUUCUCAAAGUUCGCUUGAUUCAAAUGCAAGACUGUAAGGAAUAAGCUGGAGCAGAACUAAUAUGGCAAUUAUUCAACUAAAGGGUGUUGUGGUUUCACUAUUACCUUUCUUUUGACCUUAGUUACAGAACAUGGAAAUCCUUUUGAUUUGAGAAACGCUGAUAUGGUUUCCUCUCAUAGUGGAUAAUUGGUUUUUCUUUAACCAGUGUUUAAUUAUGAAUUGGAAUAGACAUUUGAAUAUUACGCUGA